CUCAUCUACCGUUUCUUCGAAGAGAUAGACGCCAUCUGGAAGGUACUCGGAAAGGACAGAACCUCCAACACCGUAAUUCGUGAACACAGAAUUGAAGAAGGAAUUGUCGAGGAAGAAGAGAAACACGAAGAAGAGGAAGAGGAAGAAGAGGAAGAAGAGAAACACGAAGAAGAGGAAGUUUGGGCAACCCUUGUUGCCGAUGACAGUUAUGAAAUUUCCCAACCCUACCCAUACAAAAUCCGCAACAAGGAGACAGGCAAGGUUCUUACCCCAGUCCUCAACAACUUGGGACACUUGAACCUUAACCUUCGGAAUCGCGGUUCAAUUUCCAUGGGCAAGCUUGUCGCAAUUCAAUGGGUUCCAAAUCCAGCAAGAAGACGAAGGUCAGACACAUUGACGGUGACAAGCUCAACAACCGUAAGGAGAACCUCGAGUGGUUCUAA
This is a messenger RNA of Trichomonas vaginalis G3, 443 nucleotides long. RefSeq names its product cytochrome B-C1 complex subunit 6, mitochondrial family. Lineage: Eukaryota; Parabasalia; Trichomonadida; Trichomonadidae. The transcript has a single exon. The annotation marks the transcript as partial. The record is from RefSeq and is a predicted model, not a curated record.